AUGGCGGUCCCUUGCCGGCUCUUGCGGGGGCUCCUGCGCGGCGGAGGCUUCACGGGAGCCCCCGGCCUGGUGGGCCCUUGGCGGUCCCGCUGCUACACCCGCGUGGCCGGGCCGGAGGAAGCGGAGGAAGGGAUCCGGGAAGCAGAGGUGGGCCGGGAGGGCGAGGAAGGCGCCAGCCUCCGGAUCUGCCCCCCGAAGCUGCCCCGGGAAACCAGAGAUUUGCUGAAGGAAUUCCCGCAGCCGAAAAACCUUCUCAACAGCGUCAUCGGACGAGCCCUCGGUAUUUCCCAUGCCAGAGACAAAUUAAUCUACAUCCAUUCCAACGGGCCGCGAAAAAAGAAAGUCACGCUGCUCAUCAAGUGGCCCAAAAAUGUGGAAGUGGAAGGCUAUGGGACCAAGAAGAUUGACGCGGAGAGACAGGCGGCCGCCGCCGCUUGCCAGCUCUUCAAGGGAUGGGGGCUGCUGGGACCCCGAAACGAGCUCUUUGACGCCGCCAAGUACCGGAUUCUGGCCGAGCAGCUGGGCUGCGCCGAGAAGAAGUGGUUUGCCGAAAGCCACUGGCGCUCCAAAUCCGGCCCUUCCCUGGCCGACCUCUCGACCUGCUGGCGACGGAUGGAGCCCGAAGACCCUGUGCAGCCCCUGGAGCACAGCCCCCUCCCCAAGCCCCUCCGAAGUGAAGAGCUGGAGGAGGGGGAGCUGGAGGAAGGGGAGCUGGAGGAGGGGGAGCUGGAAGAAGACGGCAUCGACCUGCACAACGGCCUCUCCAUGGGGCGGCCAGGUGCUCAGACCCCACCCAGGGACCUCAGGGACGCGCUCUCGAUGGAAAUGACCGACGACAACACCGCCCUGCGCGCCCUGACUCAGUUUCCGCUGCCGAAAAACCUCCUUGCCCAGGUCAUCCAGAUCGCCACCUCGUCUUCCACCGUCAAGGAGUACAUGCAGUUCCGCACCGUCGGCACCAAAACCAAGAUCUGCAAACUGACCUUGCGCUGGCCCUGCCCUUUGACCUUCGCGGCCAAGGGUCGUCGCAAAGUGGAGGCGGAGAACAAGGCUGCCGCCUUGGCCUGUCAGAAGCUCAAGAGUCUUGGUUUGGUCGACAAGAACAACAACCCGCUGAGCCAUGCCAUGUACAACAUGACGUCCUUGCGGGAGCUGGGGGAGAACCAGAGGAAGCCCUGCCACAUCAAAGUCCCCGAAGCCACGCUGCGCAAGAUCGAGAACUACUUGAACCACUACCCUGUUGACUCCCGGGACUCUCGACCGCCCCGCCUGACGGACGACGUGAUGAACCUGAGCAAGGAGAGCAGCGGCAGCCUGAGCGACGCCAUCACGGGCAAAACCUACAUCCCNAGGAAGGAAGGAGGCCUGGUGAAGCAGUUUUCCGAGAACCUCUACGAGGCCUACCUAGUGCCGACUCCCUCGGACUGCCUCCUGCCCUCGUCUGUCUGCAACCAGCACAGCGAGGAGGAGGAACUGGUGAAGGGAGUUCUGAUGGCCGGCCUGUACCCCAACCUCAUCCAGGUCCGGCAAGGGAAGGUGACCAGACAGGGCAAGUUCAAACCGAACAGCUACACGUACCGGACCAAGGCNGUCAAAAAAUACUACCUGGAGGACAUUAUGUCCAUGGUCGGCCGGCAUCGUCACUACGAGAUCAAGCAAUCGGAUGAUGAAUGCAUCGUGGACCUUGAGCUGAUCGCUGAUCUCGUCCUUCAGAUCAAUGCCCACGGCGAACCAGGUGGCAUCCUCUGCUUCCUUCCGGGCUGGCAGGAGAUUAAAGGGGUCCAGCAGCGUCUUUUGGAAAUCCUGGGGUCUCACAACAGCCGCUACCUUAUCUUACCAGUUCAUUCCAAUAUCCCAAUGAUGGACCAGCAGAGCAUCUUCCCCCGGCCUCCCCCCGGCGUGCGGAAAAUCGUCCUGGCCACCAACAUUGCCGAGACCUCCAUCACCAUCAACGACAUCGUGCACGUGGGAGUGCUGGACUCCCGAGAGGCCCUGACCACGCUGGGCAAGCGCCUGGCCCAGAUCUCCACCGACCCGCGGCUGGCCAAGGCCAUCGUGCUGGCCUCCAUCUACCGCUGCAUCCAGCCCCUCCUGCUCAUCGUCUCCUGCCUGACCCGCGACCCCUUUAGCAGCAGCAUGCAGAACCGAACGGAGGUGGACAAGGCCAAGGCCGUGCUGAGUCGCGAGAGCGGCAGCGAUCACUUGGCCUUUGUGCGGGCCGUGGCGGGCUGGGAGGACAUCCUGCGGCGCCGAGACAGCCGCGCUCGUGACGACUAUCUGCAGGAUUACUCGCUCUACGCCCCCAGUUUGCGCUUCAUCAAUGGCCUGGUGAAGCAGUUUUCCGAGAACCUCUACGAGGCCUACCUAGUGCCGACUCCCUCGGACUGCCUCCUGCCCUCGUCUGUCUGCAACCAGCACAGCGAGGAGGAGGAACUGGUGAAGGGAGUUCUGAUGGCCGGCCUGUACCCCAACCUCAUCCAGGUCCGGCAAGGGAAGGUGACCAGACAGGGCAAGUUCAAACCGAACAGCUAUACAUAUCGGACCAAGGCAGGGACCGUCCUGUUACAUAAAUCGACGAUCAACAGGGAGUCCUCCAAGCUGUAUAGCCGUUGGCUGACCUACUUCAUGGCAGUCAAAUCUAAUGGCGGUGUCUUCGUGCGUGACUCCUCGCAGGUGCAUCCGCUCGCCGUGCUGCUGAUGACCGAUACGGACGUCUAUGUGCGGGACGACGGCUGGCGUGCCACCAUCUCCCUGGUGGACAGCGACCUGCUGGUGCUGGAAGGUGAUUCAUACACCAUACGGCUGCUCCGCGACUUCCGGGUGGCCCUCUCCCGGAUGGUGGAAACCUGUCUCUGUUACGAGAUGGCGGCCAUUCCCAGCGAUCUCCAUCAACAACACAGCCAGCUCUUGGAUAUCCUGGUGGACCUGCUGAAAGGCCCUUCCGCCAACUUCGGCGCCUAGGAUAUGGCCCCGAGGACUUGUAAUUUGUACAAAGAUGUUGAGAUAUGUUUAUUUAAAUAAAGUUCUAUUUAUCCCUUGUGA
Thamnophis sirtalis is the source of this 3042-nucleotide messenger RNA. The record is from RefSeq and is a predicted model, not a curated record. Lineage: Eukaryota; Metazoa; Chordata; Lepidosauria; Squamata; Natricidae.